Molecule: messenger RNA, 429 nt
Organism: Aspergillus ochraceoroseus IBT 24754
Lineage: Eukaryota; Fungi; Ascomycota; Eurotiomycetes; Eurotiales; Aspergillaceae
Exons: 1
Coding region: 1-429 (142 amino acids)
Source: RefSeq, a predicted model, not a curated record
AUGAUCUUCUCCGGCCUCGCAACUAUGAUCCUCUUCCAAACCGCAACAACCAUUACCUCCUGGCAAUACAGCGUACAUGCCACGCAUGCUGCCGCGGCGCUGGACUAUUCUCUGGAUAUUCAUGUACCAGACGUUCUCGGCAAUGCUCAUUGCCACCAUGCACAACCUGUACCCAGUCGAGAUCUUAUCGCUCCCGCUGCGUGCCAAGGGGAUGGGCCUCUACGGGUUGAUCCAGGGCGGUGCGGUGCGGUGCAAACUUACGGCAUUUCAAUCGGCAUUGACAAGCUCGGGUACAAGAUCUGGGUGGUGUAUAUCGUCUACAACAGUGUGCAGUUGGCCCUGUCGUACUUUGUCUUCCCUGAGGACGUAUGGACUGUCGUUGGAGGAAAUCGAUGCUGUUUUCGAGACGCCAGGUGUUUCGCCGGUUAA